This is a messenger RNA of Callorhinchus milii (elephant shark), 1094 nucleotides long. Its product is annotated as endoplasmic reticulum junction formation protein lunapark-like. NCBI's taxonomy places the organism in Eukaryota, Metazoa, Chordata, Chondrichthyes, Chimaeriformes, Callorhinchidae. The transcript has 7 exons. Gene Ontology annotation, cellular component: endoplasmic reticulum tubular network. Gene Ontology annotation, biological process: endoplasmic reticulum tubular network organization. The record is from RefSeq and is a predicted model, not a curated record. Bases 13 to 843 code for a protein of 276 amino acids.
CUUGAAGAUAUUAUGGAGACUGAGACGUAUAAGAUGGCCAAGAUCAUCCUAGAGAGAUUUGAUCCUGACUCGACUCAUAUUAAAAAACGUGAGAAGACAAUGGACUUUGAAGAGAAGAUAAAACCUCUGGAGGUUGGGACCGACUGUCACCAAAGACCUUUAGCAUCGUGCCAAGGCAGACCCUGGGUAUCGAGAUCUCCUUGUGGGUCGAUCUCACAGGCCAAGCUUCCGCUGCAAAGGGAUUCAUCGACCCGGUCUCCGGCACCACCACACACUGCGUCAAACACAGCAGCUGUCUCUCGAGCAGACUUCCACCCUCCAGGCCCCCCUCGUCCCAGACCCACUGCCCCUCGUGGCCAAGGUUGGAUCAUUAAGAUCCUGGAGUAUUUAAUUGGUGUCGGCUUUCGGAACAGAAGUGCUCUAAUCUGCCGUCAUUGUUACUGCCACAACGGGAUGGCGCUGAGAGAGGAGUUUGAGUACAUGGCGUUCAGAUGUGCCUAUUGCUUUGUAUUGAACGCUGCCAAGAAGACUCGUUGCCGGGGGUGCCAACCUGUGAUGGGCAGUGGACAGACGCCCCAUUCUUUGGACUGGGGUCCACGACGGGAGGCCAAGCCCCAAGAGAUAGUUGGUCAGUCAGAUCCAAAAGACAACACAUCUGCUGUCAAAGUGCCCAGCGACGAGGUCCGGGAAGACGGAAUAACCGGACGGGUGGAACCUCAGCCGAAGACGGCUAAAACAGGAGCGGGAGAGGGGGCCGAACAAUCACAGGAGGGGGUCGAACAAUCACAGGAGGGGGUCAAUGCAAAAGCCCCAGAGACCACCGUCCCGGAGAGCCCACCCUGAGGUGGUUGGCUCUGUUUCAGGGAUAGAUUGCUUAUUAAUGCCUGUCCUCCAAGGCAGCGCUCCCCCUCGGACUCUCACACACUGGAUCCUUAUUAAAGCUGUAACCUAGAGCCUCUUCACAGCCUUGUGUAUGUAGCUCGCUCCAGAGCGCCUCCUGUGGCCACUUGGACUCCUUCAGUUAAGAGGAUUGCUGUGCGCUUGCGUGGGGAAACUUAUAAUAAUCCUUGCAUUUAAUGUAGCGCCUUAUCACA